Molecule: messenger RNA, 3615 nt
Organism: Cygnus olor (mute swan)
Lineage: Eukaryota; Metazoa; Chordata; Aves; Anseriformes; Anatidae
Gene: ESYT1
Product: extended synaptotagmin 1
Exons: 31
Coding region: 1-3219 (1072 amino acids)
Biological process (GO): lipid transport
Molecular function (GO): lipid binding
Source: RefSeq, a predicted model, not a curated record
AUGGAGCGGCGGGACGCGGGUUCGGGUCCCGGCCCCGGCCCCGGCCCCGGCUCGGGCGCGGCGGCGCUGGCGGCGCUGGGCCGGCGGCUGCUGUGGGCGCUGCCCGCCUACGCCGCGGGGCUGCUGGGGCUGGGCGCGGGCGCGGUGCUGCUGGCGCUGGCGCUCUACGCCGGCUGGAGGCGGCGGCGGCGCGCCCGGCAGCGCGGGCUGAGCCUGGCCGCCCGCCUGCAGAGCGACGAGGAAGCGGCCGUGCGCGCCGCCGCCGCCGGGCUGGGAGCGGCCCGCGGGGAGCUGCCGGCCUGGGUGAGCUUCCCGGACGUGGAGAGGGCAGAAUGGCUGAACAAGGUCCUGGCCCAGGCCUGGCCCUUUUUUGGGCAGUACAUGGAGAAGCUGCUGGUGGAGAACAUCGCCCCGGCCAUCCGCGCCUCCAACAGCCACUUGCAGACCUUCACCUUCACCAAGGUGGACAUGGGCGAGAAGCCCCUCCGGGUGCUGGGGGUCCGGGCGCACCCUGGCACCCACAAGAGGCAGAUCCUGCUGGACCUCAACAUCAGCUACGUGGGUGACGUCCAGAUCGACGUGGAGGUGAAGAAAUUCUUCUGCAAGGCGGGGGUGAAGGGCAUGCAGCUCCACGGGACGCUGCGGAUCAUCCUGGAGCCCCUCCUGGGGGACGUGCCCAUCGUGGGGGCCCUCACCAUGUUCUUCAUCCGGCGCCCGACUUUGGACAUCAACUGGACGGGGAUGACCAACCUGCUGGACAUCCCAGGGCUCAGCUCUGUCUCAGACACGAUGAUCAUGGACACCAUCGCCUCUUACCUCGUCCUGCCCAACCGCCUCCUGGUGCCACUGGUGCCCGACCUGCACGAGGCCGCGCAGCUCCGCUGCCCCCUGCCCCGGGGCGUGGUGCGUGUGCACCUCCGGGGCGCCCGGGACCUGCGGAGCAAGGACCGCUUCAUGGGGGGGCUGGUGGAGGGCAAGUCGGACCCGUACGCCGUGCUGCGCGUGGGCACCCAGCUCGUCACCAGCCGCGUCGUCCCCAACAACCUCAACCCCACCUGGGACGAGGUCUACGAGUUCAUCGUGCACGAGGUGCCGGGGCAGGAGAUCGAGGUGGAGCUGUUUGACAAGGACCCCGACCAGGACGACCUCCUGGGCCGGAUGAAGCUGGAUUUUGGGGAGGUGCUGAAGGCACGGGUGCUGGAGGAGUGGUUCCCGCUGCAGGACGGGGGCCAGGGGCGCCUCCACCUGCGCCUGGAGUGGCUGACACUGCUGUCCGACGCCUCCAAGCUGGAGGAGGUUUUGCAGAGGAACCGGAUGAUCGUCGCCAAGCCCGACCCGCCGUCAGCCGCCAUCCUGGUUGUGUACCUGGACCGGGCGCAGGAGCUGCCCAUGAAGAAGCCGGGCAAGGAGCCCAACCCCAUGGUGCAGGUGUCGGUGCAGGACGUGACACGGGAGAGCAAGGUGGUCUACAACACGUGCUCCCCGGUCUGGGAAGAUGCCUUCCGCUUCUUCCUGCACGACCCCGCCAACCAGGAUGUGGACAUCCAGGUGAAGGACGACACCCGCCAGAGCAGCCUGGGCUCGCUCUCGGUGCACCUCUCGCGCCUGCUGGAGGCCCCGGAGCUGACGCUGGCGCAGCCCUUCCCGCUGGAGCACGCGGGGCCCGCCAGCCGCCUCUACAUGAAGCUGGUCCUCAGGGUUCUCUUCCUGGACGCCCCUGAAGCCGGCUCCCCCCCGCCUGCCCCCCCGGGGACGCUGGAGCUCCCGGUGGGUGCCGAUGCCGGUACCAGCAGCGCCCGCCGGCCCAGUAAGGCCAGUCCGGACCCCCAGUUUGGCACCGAGGCCGUGCUGCGGAUCCACCUCCUGGAAGCCGAGAACCUGGUGGCCAAGGACAACUUCUUCAGGGGCAUGGUGCGGGGCCGCUCCGACCCCUACGCCAAGGUGCGCGUGGCCGGGAAGGUGUUCCGCAGCCGCGUGGUGAAGGAGGAGCUGAGCCCCCGCUGGAACGAGAUCUACGAGGUGGUGGUGGACAACAUCCCGGGGCAGGACGUGGAGUUUGACCUCUUCGACAAGGACAUCGACAAGGACGACUUCCUGGGCCGGUGCAAGGUGCCGCUGCGACGGGUGCUGAGCAGCCACUUCGUGGAUGAGUGGCUGCCCCUGGAGGAGGUGAAGUCCGGGCGCCUGCACGUGCGGCUGGAGCGGCUGGAGCUGAGCCCCAGCGCCGCCGCCCUCGAGCAGGUGCUGCACGCCAACAGCCUCCUGCAGCCCUCACGGGGCGAAGAGCUCUCGGCCGCGCUCCUCUCCGUCUUCCUCGACCGCGCCACCGACCUCCCGCUCCGCAAGGGCUCCAAGCCGCCCGCCGCCUUCGCCAGCCUGGCCGUGCGCGAUGUCUCCGUCAAGACCAAGACCUGCGCCCCGAGUGCCGAGCCAGUGUGGGAUGAAGGCUUCUCCUUCCUCAUCAAGCGGCCCCACGUGGAGGUGCUGGAGCUGCAGGUGAAGGACGAGGGGGGGCAGCCCCUGGGCUCGCUCAGCCUCCCCCUGCCCCAGCUGCUGGCGGCCGAGGCGCUGGUGCUGGACGGGUGGUUCCCGCUGGCCGGGGGGGGCCCCGGCAGCCAGGUCCUGCUGCGGGCGCAGCUCGGGGUCCUGGUGUCGCAGCACUCGGGGGUGGGGGCUGGAGGCGCCCCCCUGCCAGAGGGGGACCCCGAGCCCCUGGAGGCGGCGGCGGGGCAGGAGGAGGAGAGCGGGGCCGGGGGGGCGGUGCUGCGGCAGCGCCUGCCCCCGACCGAGAGCCGCCCGGAGCAGGAGCCGGGGGGGGCCCCCCUGGGCCGCCUGCAGCUCACGGUCUGGUACCACGCUGAUGAGCGCAAGCUGGUGGCCAUCGUGCACGGCUGCAGGAAGCUGAAGCCGCUCUCCAAGGAGCUGCCCGACCCCUACGUGUCCCUGGUGCUGCUGCCCGACCGCAGCCGUGGCACCAAGAGGAAGACCAGCGUGCAGAGGAAGACCCUGAACCCCGACUUCAACGAGAGGUUCGAGUGGGACGUGCCGCCUGAGGAGGCUGCGCGGCGCAAGCUGGAGGCGCACGUCAAAGCCACCGUGUCCUUCAUGUCCCGGGAGAAGGAGGUGCUGGGGAAGCUCCAUCUGGACCUGGCGCAGGUGGAUUUGUCCGAGGGAGGAACCCACUGGUAUGAGCUGCGGGAUGAGCGGGGCAGCCCCUAACGCACCCCCCCAGCCCCUGCUCCCCACUGUGCCUGGGGCCGUGUGAGGGGUGGGGGGCACGGGGGGCUCGUCCCCCUGUCCCCCCCCCACGGCCCCCCCGCCUCGCCACUGACCAAAGAAGCCGGGGUGGGGGCCCUGCGGCCCCCCCGCCCCCCCGCCUGCGCAGACUGUUAUUUAUGUCGUGCCUUUUACCCACCGAGAAACCUCCCCAGCGCCGGGGGGGGGCACGGGUUGUGUGUGUGUGUCCCCCCCCCCCCCACUGCUGGGAGCCGCUUUUGUCAGAGCUGCCAUCACUGCUGCGCGCCACCCCUGUGCCACCGCCGCGCCCCCCCCUGUGCUGCCUUCAGGGGGCUAUGGCCCCCCCCACGCUCCCCAGCAAAUAAAGGAGGGAGGAGA